GGUUAUUGGGAAGCGGAGGCACCGAGCUGGCGACACCCGCGCUUGGGAAUUAUUAAAACACAUUCGCGCUGUUAUAUGUAAAGCUGUUAACUAAUCUGGACAACCUUGGCUUUUUAGCAGUUUUUAAUGCCGUCAUGUGAGUGCCCUUGGUUUUUCGCUUGUUUAGUUUUCUUUUUUUCGCCCCUCGGUCUUUUUCUUUAAUUUCCCCCUUCAUCACACAGGCUAAGUAGGACUAGUAAUCAACCACCGCUGUUCUUCUGACUCCGGCGUUCCUUUGGCGGAUCUGUCUGUCGGGGAGCACACUUUAGCUGUGAUGUCCCCCGCGGAGAGCGGCUAGUUUUGGCCAAAGCAAGCGCCCCAAAUCCAAGCGCUGCUAAGUGUCGGGCCGGCGGCGCUCAGGGUUAGCAGCGUUGCUAACAAGAGGAGAAAACCCAACGGAGGCUCUUUUUGUGAUUUUCUUUUUUUUUUUUUCCUCUCGCGUCAUUAAAUCUGGUGGCGAAAAAGGGAAUAAAAUCGACAAAUACAAACGGGCUACAAUUGACGUAGUCUAACAAUGGGAUUUCAACAGUACUGAAGCGCACUAAAAACUUACAGGGAGGGAAGAGGCAAAGGGAAAACAACUUUGUGUGGACUAGUGCUGAAAGGGGAAUCUGUUCUGCAGUCAGCCCUGGUGCAUGCUGCUCCUCAACAGCCAUUCUUGAAACUGUGUGCCGAGGACUGCCGAACGCCAGCAUGUGCAACAAAAGGAAGGAGUGCAAGGACUCGGGGCCCUGCAGGCUGUGGACUGGCUGGACUGUCUUCCUGGUGCUGAGCCUGAUGAUGGCCAGGGUGCGAGGAGCAUGGCCUGCAGGGCAAAUAGAGAUCCUAGGGGAUCUGUCUGGGCAGCUGGAGGCCUCCAUGCACUCAUCUGUCCUGGCAGACCUGCAGGAGGCUCCUAUUGCGAGCGACGCUGCAAUACCCGCCGGAUUCCCAGACUCGUCGGCAAUCGUGGGCCGGCUGUUCCAGAUGAGACUUCCCACGAAGAUGGCAGAUGCCAGCAGCACACUGAAGGUAACUGAGGCUGGUAAAGAAACUUUACCUUCCUGGUUACACUGGGACAUGGAAAGCCACACUCUACAGGGCCUUCCAGUAGAGGCUGACAAAGGUGUUCACUACAUCUCAGUCUCUGUGACUGAGUCUGACACUAAUGGGAGCCACUCCCCUCAAGUUUUCUCCAUUGAAGUGCACCCAGAUGACCAUACUGAAACUGACUCCAUUCAACUCCAGUCAACUACCAAUGAAGCUCAGCCAUUUGUCUGUGGCAAUGAGGUACCAGUCACAGUGCUCACUGUCAUAUUGGAUGCUGAUCUCACAAAGAUGAACUCUGAACAGCGAGUGGAAUUGCUUAAAAAAAUGAAGAAGUUUUCUGGGGUAGGGCUGCAGCACAUGAAGGUCCUGCCUGUUGUCAAUAAUCGCCUCUUUGACAUGUCUGCUUUCAUGGCUGGACCAGGAAAUGCCAAAAAAGUAGUGGAAAAUGGGGCCCUCAUGUCCUGGAAACUGGGUUGUGCAUUGGACCAAAGCAAUGUUCCUGAUAUCAGCAGUGUCCAGGUACCUGCCAAAGAGGGAACAAUGUCAGCACAAUUGGGCUAUCCCGUUGUUGGAUGGCAUAUUGCUAAUAAGAAGCCACAUAUACCCAAGAGAGUCCGACGACAGCUCAACAUUACUCCUACUCCUGUUCCUUCAAUUCUGCCCCCUACAACUUUUUCUGAACCUCUUCCCCGACUUGUACCCACACCUAUGUCUCCUUCCAUUGCGUCAACUACUGAAAGCUCUGCUCCUCCAGUAAGAGGUCCUGUGCCUCUGCCUGUGAAGCCCACCAUAAAGAUGAAAGAUCUGACUGCCCACACUCCUACAUUGGAGCCUCCUCAGCCAACAAGAGUAAUGGAUACUACUAGCACCAUUUCCAUCAUGCCCACCAUGACCAGGCCAGUGUUUGUUGAGGCCACGGCAUCACCUACCCCAACAACAUCCACCACCCGAAAACCGAAGACCCCUACAUCAACAAAGAAACCCAGGAAGCCGAAGACUACCCCUGUUCCCAGGGAUACUAGGACUACCACAGCCAAACCGCCAAGACGCACAACCCCUCCGCCUGUUGUGCCUGACUCUAGCAAUAAGAAACCAGAGCUACGCAACCCAAUUGAUCAAGUGAAUGCAUGGGUUGGUACCUAUUUUGAGGUAAAAAUUCCCUCUGACACAUUCUUUGAUAAAGAGGAUGGAACCACAGACAAACUGAGGUUGACCUUGCGGAUGAAUCACAAUGAAGUUGUGGGUGAUGGUUCUUGGAUUCAGUUCAAUAGUACCAGUCAAUUAUUGUAUGGCCUUCCAGACUCCCAGCACGUAGGCAAGCAUGAGUACUUUAUGCAGGCAACUGACAAAGGUGGAUUGAGCUCCAUAGAUGCAUUUGAGGUACGUGUUAAUCGUUGGCCGUCCAGUGACAAGCCCCCCGUUCUAUUUGUUGCCCGUUUCCAAGGGGAGCCUCGUAUGGUUACCAAUGACAUUCACAAGAAGAUAUUGCUAAUAAAGAAGCUAGCCUAUUCAUUUGGGGACCGUAAUAGCAGCACAGUCACCUUGAGAAACAUCACUAAGGGCUCCAUGGUGGUGGAGUGGACAAAUAACAGCCUCCAGCAGAACCCUUGUCCUAAAGAACAAAUCCAAGUAAUGAGUCGUAAGAUCUCUGAUCCCACAGGCAGGCCCUCCUCCGCUUUCAAUAAUGCUCUGGAACCAGAUUUCAAACCCAUUAAUAUCACAGUUAAAGGCAGAGGAAGCUGUCGCAACUACAUGUUUGUGCCACCAGGAGAGAUUGUUAUUCCUCCCCCUCCAACUGACGCACCUUCUCUAGGUACAGGACGCCAGAGCACAGAUGAUGUGUACCUACACACUGUAAUUCCAGCAGUGGUUGUUGCUGCAAUCUUGCUGGUAGCAGGCAUCAUUGCCAUGAUCUGUUACCGCAAGAAGCGCAAGGGAAAGCUCACCAUUGAAGACCAGGCCACCUUUAUCAAGAAAGGGGUUCCCAUCAUAUUUGCUGAUGAGAUGGAUGACUCAAAACCCCCACCAUCUUCUAGCAUGCCCUUAAUCCUACAGGAAGAGAAACCCCCUCUACCUCCACCAGAGUAUCCCAACAUGGCUAGCCAAGAGACCACUCCCCUCAACCAGGACCUUUUAGGGGAGUAUACAGCCCUGCGGGACGAGGAUCCUAAUGCGCCUCCCUACCAGCCUCCACCACCUUUCACCGCCCCUAUGGAAGGAAAAGGUUCUCGUCCAAAGAACAUGACACCCUACAGAUCCCCGCCACCUUACGUGCCACCAUAAUGUUUGCAGGAGCCUCCAGUAGAGGAGGAAACGGGACUUCUGCAGUUCCAUACCAGUGUCUGUUUUGGGGUGAAAAGAGGGGUUCUAAUGAUUGUACAGUAUGGAACUGGUUGGGGUUGGGUGUUGGAAAGGAGGAAUUAAGUGGUGGUUUUCAAGAACAGCCAUCGCCAAGAGUUUACUUGACUUGGCUACAACUGCUUGGGAGAUGCACCCUCCUACCCGAGCAUUCUUUCAUUAUGGGCUUUUUUUUCUUUUAUUUUUUUUUGAAUGACUUCAAAUCGAAUCUACUCUCCUAACAGCAUUCUUUUUAACUUCUGAACUGUUACUUUCAAAUGAUACAAGAAGACAAUGCGAAAAGACUGCUGGUUCAAAGUUUUGCUAGGGAAAUCAUACACAUCAAGAAGAAAAGAACCAUCUUAGACAGUCAUGCAGACAGCACUGAGGUUAGUGUUCUGAUUCAGUAAGGUUUGCCUUUUAACACUAAUUGUACCAUUUUUAUCUGUAUUCAUAUGUCUAGCAAAAUGAGCAUAACAUCAACAAGAGGUAGACUAAAAAAAAUAUUUUUUUUCAUUUAAUCCACUGUAUAUUUGAACAGUGUUCUGGUAGAUUGUAUUUUUUGGGGUUGGCGAGGCAGGGGUGAGUUACCAGAUAGAAAUAAUCUGCAGGAAGCCUUUUUCUCCCCAGCAAUCUUUAAAUGACCAGGCAGUGAGUACCCAAGCCUGGUUUUCAUAUUACUUUGAAAAGUACGAACAGAAAUGUUUUUCAGUGAAGGAGUGGUGGAUUACCCCAGUUUCUACCCCUACUAAUCAAAAGGGUCAGUUUCACAGCAGUGCCAACAGGUCUUAUUUUUUCUCUAAUGUAGACUUUCCAUUACAUCCAAAUGACCCAAUAUUGUACAAAACAUACAAUGUCUAGUUUCUUAAUAUUAGUUGCAAAAUUUCAUGAUUGUAAGAGAAUGUCUUGAUGGCAUUGUAAAGAUGUUUUUUUU
Messenger RNA from Scleropages formosus (Asian bonytongue), 4339 nucleotides. RefSeq names its product dystroglycan 1 (gene dag1). NCBI's taxonomy places the organism in Eukaryota, Metazoa, Chordata, Actinopteri, Osteoglossiformes, Osteoglossidae. The record is from RefSeq and is a predicted model, not a curated record. Gene Ontology annotation, molecular function: calcium ion binding; laminin binding. Gene Ontology annotation, biological process: muscle attachment; nerve development; morphogenesis of an epithelium. Bases 733 to 3351 code for a protein of 872 amino acids. Gene Ontology annotation, cellular component: sarcolemma; dystroglycan complex; dystrophin-associated glycoprotein complex. The transcript is spliced from 3 exons.